Molecule: messenger RNA, 537 nt
Organism: Entrophospora candida
Lineage: Eukaryota; Fungi; Glomeromycota; Glomeromycetes; Entrophosporales; Entrophosporaceae
Source: the annotation of a GenBank genome assembly
CUGCAAACCAAUUUAUUUAAAACAAUUGGAUAUAAAGAUAUUCAUUCCAAUGCUCCAAGAACCUGUCCUGAAUCAAGUACAGAAUGUCAAAGAUUUAGAGUUCAAUUAAGAAAUCUUGAUUUUGUUAAUCCAACAAAAAUAACAUCUAUGUAUAAAAGCCUGGUUGAUGAAAAUGAAUUGAGUGAACAGUUGAAAAAUUUUAGCAAUUUAGCAAAAAAGGCUAGAGAAAAUUAUAUUGUUGAAGUAUUCUACAAUAAAAAUACAACUUAUUUAUCUAAGCCUAUUCCAAUAACCAAAGAAGAAGCAAUUUCCCAGGUUGAUUGUAAUGAAAUUUUGAGGAGUAUCCUUGCAAAAGGAUUUGGAUUUGUCAAGUACUUUAAAAUCUUGGAGUAUGGGUUCUCUCAACGAGAUCAAGCAGGAAGAGAUCUGAAAAGAUCACUGGAAGAGAUUGCGUCAGAAAAUGGCGAACUAUCAUCUAAGGCACAAAAGAUGCUUCACAAAUUUGAUUUAAUGAUAAAUAGUUCAUACAUGGAAUGA